AUGCUUGUUCGCCAGCUUACGGUGGCUCUGGCCGUUGCGGCUUUGACCAAUGCCCUUCCCGCGACAGUCAAGCAUGUCCUACAUGAAAAGCGUGGCCGAGACUCUUCGGACUGGGUAAAGAGGGCCCGCGUCGACAGCCAUGCUGUCCUGCCAAUGCGCAUUGGGUUGGCCCAGAGCAAUCUGGAGAAGGGUUACGAUUACCUCAUGGAAGUAUCUCAUCCGGAGUCUGCUCGUUAUGGCCAGUACUGGACAGCGGACCAGGUCCAUGACAUGUUCAGUCCCUCCGAGGAAGCUGUCGAGGCAGUGAGAGAAUGGCUCGCCUCCGCUGGCAUUGAUCAUUCUCGAGUUGUGCACUCCGAUAACAAGGGCUGGCUUGCUUUCGAUGCCUACGCGCACGAAGCCGAAAACCUCUUGAAGACCAAGUUUCAUGAGCACGAGAGCGCCGGCAGUGCGAGCAUCAGAGUUGGAUGUGACAGUUACCAUGUUCCCGAACACAUCCAGCAUCACAUUGAUUACAUCACGCCCGGCGUCAAGCUCACCCCAGUGGUCAAGAAAAGCAAGAAGGUCAAGCGUGCGUCGCAGCUCGGUCAUGCUUCCAACCUGAAGGCUGUCACUGGCGACGCGAUCAUCUCCAGCAAAGCCAAACUACUGCCGACUGAGCUGCAAGGCUGCGGAUCCAACAUGACUCCGACGUGCAUCAAGGCCUUGUACAAAAUCCCCGACGCGACGAAGGCGACGAAGGGCAACACCCUGGGGUUGUAUGAGCAGGGCGACUACUUUGCCAAGGCCGACCUCGAUCUCUUCUACGAAGCCUAUGCUCCCUGGGUUCCCCAGGGCACAUAUCCCAUUCCAGCGCUCAUCGAUGGAGCCAACUACUCUGUCCCGACUGACAGCUCCUGGAACACCGGUGAAUCGAACAUUGACAUUGACAUGGCCUACGCCUUGAUCUACCCACAGCAAGUCACCCUGUAUCAGGUUGACGACCAGUACUACGAGCCGCGUGAAGUUGCGACUACCAACCUGUUCAACACGUUCUUGGAUGCUUUGGAUGGCUCCUACUGCACCUACAGCGCAUACGGGGAGAAAGGCAAUGACCCAGACAUCGACCCCGUCUAUCCGGACCACAACGCUGGAGGAUACAAAGGCAAGCUGCAGUGCGGCGUCUACAAGCCCACAAAUGUCAUCUCGGCAUCCUACGGGCAGGCCGAGAAAGACCUCCCGGUCGCAUACACCAAGCGCCAAUGCAACGAGUUCCUGAAGCUCGGCCUGCAAGGGCACUCGAUCCUCUUCGCCUCCGGCGACUACGGCGUGGCCUCCUUCGCCGGGGACGGCGGCAACGCGAACGGGUGCCUGGGGCCGGAGGCGAAGAUCUUCAACCCGCAGUACCCGUCCAACUGCCCCUACGUGACCUCGGUGGGCGGCACGAUGCUCUACGCGGACCAGACCUACGAGGACAGGGAGAGCGUGAUGCACGUGAACCUGGGCGGCACGGCCAGCAACUUCAGCUCCUCGGGCGGCUUCUCCAACUACUUCCCGCAGCCCGAGUACCAGAAGAAGGCGGUCGCGACCUACUUCAAGCGCGCCCACCUGACCUACCCGUACUACUCAGAGCUGGAGGUCGACUUCAACACGACCAAGGGCCUAUACAACCGCAUCGGGCGCGCGUACCCGGACGUCGCGGCCAACGGCGCCAACUUCCGCGCCUACAUGGGCGAGGAGCUGUACCAUUUCUACGGGGCGAGCUUGGCGUCGCCACUGUUUGCCUCCGUGCUGACGCUGAUCAAUGAGGAGCGUCUCGCGGUCGGAAAGGGCCCCGUGGGCUUCAUCAACCCCGUUCUCUAUGAGCACCCGGAAGCCCUGAAUGAUAUCACCAACGGCACCAACGCCGGAUGUGGUACCUACGGCUUUAGCGCUAUCCCCGGAUGGGACCCCACUACUGGAUUGGGCACCCCCAACUACCCCAAGCUGAAGAAGCUGUUCCUGUCGCUGCCGUAGAGAUUGAGGUUGCAGCCACAACUUCACGACAAAACAAACAUAGCCCAACCAAGCACAUGAGCUUACAAACCACUAAUUGCUAUUUUCUUCUUCCUCUGCUUCGUAUCCCCCGAAACCUUCACCAAGCAGAAAACGAAUGUCUCAGUUCAGUCCCAUGGUCUGAUCGGGACGAGUGGCACUUCUAUCGAUCCUUCCACCCAGAUAUGAUUCAAAGUCAAUGUACAUAAGCUAUUGAACUCAAUGCACGAG
This is a messenger RNA of Aspergillus uvarum CBS 121591, 2244 nucleotides long. Its product is annotated as S53 family peptidase. The record is from RefSeq and is a predicted model, not a curated record. Gene Ontology annotation, molecular function: tripeptidyl-peptidase activity; serine-type endopeptidase activity. NCBI's taxonomy places the organism in Eukaryota, Fungi, Ascomycota, Eurotiomycetes, Eurotiales, Aspergillaceae. Gene Ontology annotation, biological process: proteolysis. Bases 1 to 1995 code for a protein of 664 amino acids. The transcript is spliced from 7 exons.